UCAUCUACAUCUGCGGCCCCCUGGAGAUGCUGCACCAGAUUAUGAGGCUGGCCCAGCGGGAGAGCCUGACCAACGGCGACUACGUCUUCUUCUAUGUGGACGUGUUUGGGGAGAGCCUGCGUGCCAGUGCCACCCGCGACGCCUUGAAACCGUGGCAGAACAAACAGAGUCAGGACGUGGGCCUGCGUCAGGCCUUCCAGACGGUGCUGGUGAUCACCUACCACGAACCCCAGAACCCCGAGUACCAGCACUUCCAGACCCAGCUGAUCCUGCGAGCCAAGGAGGAGUUCAAGGUGGAGCUCGGCUACUCGCUGAUGAACCUGGUGGCCGGCUGCUUCUACGACGGUGUGCUGCUCUACGCCAUGGCGCUGAACGAGACGCUGGCCGAGGGCGGCUCCAAGAAGGACGGCACCCGCAUCGUGCAGAAGAUGCGGGACCGGAAGUUCCAGGGGGUCACCGGACUGGUGAGCAUGGACGGCAACAACGACCGGGACACGGACUUCAGUCUGUGGGCGAUGGGCGACCCCGAGAGCGGGGAAUACGAGGUGGCAGGGCACUACGCCGGGGCGGAGAAGAAGCUGAACUGGCUGGGGAGGCCCAUUCGCUGGGUAAAGGGGGCGCCCCCCCUCGACAACCCUCCCUGCGUCUUCGAUGUGGAUGACCCCUCCUGUGAUAAAACCCCACUCUCCACGCUGGCCAUCGUGGCGCUGGGCACCGGCCUCACCCUCGUCAUGUUUGGAAUCUCCAGCUUCCUGAUUUUCAGGAAGCUGAUGCUGGAGAAAGAGCUGGCCAGUAUGCUGUGGCGGAUCCGCUGGGAUGAGCUGCAGUUUGGAAACGCCGAGCGCUACUACAAGGGGGCAGGCAGCCGUCUCACCCUGUCGCUGCGCGGCUCCAGCUACGGCUCCCUGAUGACAGCCCACGGCAAGUACCAGAUCUUCGCCAACACUGGCCACUUCAAGGGGAACGUGGUAUUCAAAAGGCAUCCGCGCCUGCCCCGUCCCCUUGCAUUGACUUCCCGCCCGUGCGGCGCUGACCCUGUCCCUGUCCCUGGCCCCCAGGGGAACGUGGUGGCUAUCAAGCAUGUGAAUAAGAAGCGGAUCGAGCUGACGAGGCAGGUGCUCUUCGAACUCAAACACAUGAGGGACAUCCAGUUCAACCACCUGACCAGGUUCAUCGGCGCCUGCAUCGACCCGCCCAACGUCUGCAUCGUGACGGAGUACUGCCCGCGGGGCAGCCUGCAGGACAUCCUGGAGAACGACAGCAUCAACCUGGACUGGAUGUUCCGCUACUCGCUCAUCAACGACAUUGUGAAGGGAAUGGCCUUUCUGCACAACAGCAUCAUUGGGCACCACGGCAGCCUCAAGUCCUCCAACUGCGUGGUGGACAGCCGCUUCGUGCUGAAGAUCACGGACUACGGGCUGGCCAGCUUCCGCUCCAGCUGCGAUGCUGAGGACAGCCACGCGCUGUAUGCCAAGAAGCUGUGGACGGCCCCCGAGCUGCUGCAGCAGGGGCGCCUGCCCCCCCCGGGCAUGCAGAAGGCGGAUGUCUACAGCUUCAGCAUCAUCCUGCAGGAGAUCGCCCUGCGCAACGGGCCCUUCUACAUCGAGGGCAUGGACCUGAGCCCCAAGGAGAUUGUGCAGAAGGUGCGGAACAGCCAGAAGCCGUACUUCCGGCCCUCCAUCGACCUGGGUCUGCACAGCGAGGAGCUGGCCGUGCUGAUGGAGCGCUGCUGGGCGCAGGAGCCCGCCGAGCGCCCCGACUUCACCCAGCUCAAGAUCUUCAUCCGCAGAUUCAACAAGGAAGGCAGCACCAGCAUCCUGGACAACCUGCUGUCGCGCAUGGAGCAGUACGCCAACAACCUGGAGAAGCUGGUGGAAGAGCGGACACAGGCCUACCUGGAGGAGAAGCGCAAGGCCGAGAACCUGCUCUACCAGAUUCUGCCCCACUCCGUGGCCGAGCAGCUGAAGCGCGGGGAGACGGUGCAGGCCGAGGCCUUCGACAGCGUCACCAUCUACUUCAGCGACAUUGUGGGGUUCACAGCCCUGUCGGCUGAGAGCACCCCCAUGCAGGUGGUGACCCUGCUGAACGAUCUCUACACCUGCUUCGACGCCAUCAUUGAUAACUUCGAUGUGUACAAGGUGGAGACGAUUGGAGACGCCUACAUGGUGGUGUCGGGGCUGCCGGUGCGGAACGGGAAACUGCACGCCAACGAGAUCGUCCGCAUGGCGCUGGCGCUGCUGGAGGCCGUGAAAACCUUCAAAAUCCGUCAUCGGCCCAACGACCAGCUCCGGCUGCGCAUCGGCAUCCACACCGGUCCUGUCUGUGCCGGGGUUGUAGGGCUGAAGAUGCCCCGGUACUGCCUGUUUGGGGACACGGUGAACACUGCCUCGCGCAUGGAGUCCAACGGGCAGGCACUGAAGAUCCACAUCUCGUCCACCACCAAGGAGGUCCUGGAUGAGUUCGGCUGCUUUGAGCUGGAGCUCCGAGGGGACGUGGAAAUGAAGGGGAAAGGGAAGAUGCGGACGUACUGGCUGCUGGGCGAGCGGACAGACGACAGCAUCAUCUGAGGCCGGCCCUGGGCUGACUCGGGCUCUGCACUGAGCGGGGCUCUGUCGCUGAGCUCCGCGCACAGGAGGCUGCGCUCCGUCUCCGAGCACCACUCCCUGGCCACAGCAGGGAGCGCCCGGCACGCAGGCCCUGACCAAAGCAGCCGAGCUCCACGGGGCCGAGCAGCGGGGCCCUGCUCUGCUGGCAGACGCGCAGGGCUGGCACUCAGCCGAGGCGCCCUGUGCACGGUGAGCCAUGCUGCCCACCCGGCCCUGCCCACCCCAGCUGAGUCUCGAGGGCCUGGUGGUGAUGGCGGGAGCCAACCAGGCCCUGACUGGUGCCAGCAGGGCCGGCACGACCCCACAGUGCUCCUCGGAGCAUGGCUGUACUCUGUGCCAGGGAGAGGCUGGUGGGGCCCUGGGCACCGCCUGAGAACGAGCCCUCGGAGUCCUGAGUCUCUGUAACCCGUGAUCCCCUCUCCAGGCUCGGCUGGCUCUGAGCCCCUAAGCCUCGCCACCCCCGGGCCCAGCCUGCUCUGAGCCCGUCCCCCCAGGGGCCUGGCUGCUCCCCAUGGCACUUGGCCUUCUCUCCAGUACUCAGCACCCUCCCCCAGGUGGGCGAGCUGGGGCUGCUGCCAGGGGUGGCCCUCAGCUGGGGGGGUGGCUUCCUCACCCACUGUCCUGUGGCCUGGUUCACACGAGCAUGAUGCAGCUGCUCGCGCCGUCCCUUGCCCUGUAACUACCCAGUGGGCUGGGCAAACACCCACACCCUGGCAGUGCCCACAGCCUCCCCCGGAUGUAAAUACAGGGAUCAAACCGUGCACACGACUGUGUUGAAAUACAGACUUUCUGAACCGGA
Molecule: messenger RNA, 3405 nt
Organism: Trachemys scripta elegans
Lineage: Eukaryota; Metazoa; Chordata; Testudines; Emydidae
Gene: NPR2
Product: natriuretic peptide receptor 2
Biological process (GO): intracellular signal transduction; protein phosphorylation; receptor guanylyl cyclase signaling pathway
Cellular component (GO): membrane
Molecular function (GO): natriuretic peptide receptor activity; protein kinase activity; guanylate cyclase activity
Source: RefSeq, a predicted model, not a curated record